UUUUCAUUCACAGCAGCAGUAUUCAUACAACACAGUUAUAGUGUGUUAGCCUCAGUAAAUAAUGCUAUAAUGAUUGUUGAUGCCUUUAAAAUGACUUCACGGACACGAACGGUGGUUCGAGCGUAUUUUAUUUUGGCGGGUCAGGCCGGAGGUGGGAGCGCGUUUCUGUGCGGCUGUCCUUCGCUCGUAUUUCAUCUGCGGGGAGAGAAGGCACUCUUCAGACUGGAGGAAGGAGGCUCUGGUGGAAACUCAAAGGACAUGCGGCGUCUUUUGCAAACUUUUCUGCAAACCAGGCUUUCUCCGAGCUGAAGAAGAAGAAGCCGAAGGGUGAGGAAUGAACUGAAGAGGAAGAAGAAGGAGAGAGAAGAGGAGGGGGGAGAAGAGCCGUUCACUCCCAUUGAUCCUUUUAUCGAGGUAUUGAUUCAGGCCUGGCUUUGAAAUAACACAGCAGAGAGCUCCUGCUGUAAGGAUGCAGGCUGCCCCUGCUGCUGCAGCUGCGGCUCUGACUGUGCUGAGUGUUUUGCUCACCCUCGACUGCCUGUCGGCUCAUCGGCCCCCGAACAACCAGAUACAGCAGCAGACUGACGAGACGGCGCAGAAGAAGAAGAACCAGCCGCACAUCGUAUUCAUCCUCACCGAUGAUCAGGGUUUCAAUGAUAUCGGUUACCACAACCCGACCAUCAAGACUCCCACUCUGGACAAACUGGCAGCAGAAGGCGUAAAAUUGGAAAACUACUACGUUCAGCCGAUCUGCACGCCGUCACGCAGCCAGCUCAUUACUGGCAGAUAUCAGAUCCACACGGGAUUACAGCACUCCAUUAUCAGACCCAGACAGCCCAGCUGUCUGCCCUCGCACAUGGACACUCUGCCUGAGAGGCUUCGCGAGGCCGGCUACGCCACACAUAUGGUUGGCAAGUGGCACCUGGGUUUCUACAGGAAAGCAUGUCUGCCCACCAGAAAAGGUUUUGACACUUUCUUUGGUUCGUUAACUGGAAGUGUGGACUACUACAGUUAUGAAUCGUGUGACGGCAAGGACUUGUGUGGCUACGAUCUCCAUGACGAUGAGGGCGUAGCGUGGGGCCAGGAGGGGAAAUACUCGACCACGCUCUUCACACAGAGAGCUCGCAAGAUCCUGGAGAGUCAUGACCCUGCAGAGAGGCCGCUCUUCCUGCUGCUGUCCUUCCAGGCAGUCCACACUCCUCUAAAUCCUCCAGAGUCCUACAUCUACCCCUUCCGGGACAUGGUCAACGUCGCCAGGAGAAACUUUGCCGGCAUGGUUUCCACGGUGGACGAAGCGGUCCGAAACGUGACCUACGCCCUCAGAAAGUACGGAUACUACCGAAACAGCGUCAUCAUCUACUCCACCGACAACGGUGCUCAGCCUUUCACGGGCGGGAACAACUGGCCGCUGCGGGGUCGUAAGGGUACAUAUUGGGAGGGUGGAGUCCGCGGCGUGGGGUUCGUACACAGCCCUCUGCUCAGGCGCAGGAGGCGAGUCUCUAAAGCUCUCAUGCACAUCACCGACUGGUUCCCUACACUGGUGGGCCUGGCCGGAGGAAACAUCAGCCAGAGCCAGGGACUGGACGGUUUUGAUGUUUGGCCCGCCAUCAGUGAAGGGAGGGAGUCGCCCCGUAAGGAGAUCCUUCACAACAUCGACCCUCUGCACAAAUCUCCAGUUGAAAAGAAGAACCAGGACGGGGAAAACUCGGUGAAAACUUCAAAAACCAAAGUUUUAAAGAAGGUGAAGAAAAAGAAGAAGGUUCUGAAGAAGCCACCAAAACAAAAGUUAGCCUUCAAAACAAAGACCACCAAGAAACCUCAAACAUUUUCCCAUCAUGCCUCUAAGCCUAAAUCUAAGCCCCUCUUCAAAAGGAAGCUCAAGCCUCGUCUAAAAUCAAAGCCCCCACCUAAAGCUAAGAAGACCAAAGCCCACACUUGGGACCGGCCUCUGCCCAAUCACAGACCGCAUCCAAAGAUCGGUGGCACUUCGUCAGGGUCUGGAACAUCCCGUCCUAAAUCUCAGCCUCCAAUCCAAACCCGUUUGAAAACAAAAUUCAGGAGGACCACGUCCCAGAACCAGAACCAGAACUUGCCACAGUCAAGCCGGCCAAAAUCCAAGAUGCUCAAACUACAUUCAAAGUCAAAGUCCAAGCGGACAUUAUUCCCAUACCAGAACAAAUCCCAACCUGGAAUACCACUGACCAAAUCCCAUCCAACCCUCCAGUUCGGGCUGGAGUCACUACAGCCGGUGUGGGACACUUCAGUCCAGGCGGCCAUCAGAGUUGGAGAUUGGAAGCUGCUGACAGGUGAUCCAGGCCACGGAGAUUGGGUCCCCCCACAGAUGCUUCCCACCUCUCUACCCGGUCGCUGGUGGAACCUUGAACGCUCGAUACUUUACCAGAAAUCCUCCGUCCACAAAAACAUCUGGCUGUUCAACAUCACUGGCGACCCGUACGAGCGGCACGACCUGGCAGACCAGAGGCCAGAUGUAGUCCAGCAGCUGCUGGCCCGGCUCGCCUACUACAACCAAACAGCCGUACCGGUUUACUUUCCACCCGACGACCCCCGAGCCAACCCGAGCCAGCACAGGGGAGCGUGGGUACCAUGGGUGGAGGAGGAGGAGGACGAAGAGGCAAAAUAUCAGGGGGUUUACAAAAAAAGUAACAACAAGAUGAAGAAGAAGAAGAAGAAGAAGUGCAUGCUGUGCAAUCUGCAGUCGUUCUUUUUGAAGAUGAGCGAGGGGACCGUGUCCAGUCGCAUCUGAGGUGUCAGCUGAAAUUAGCAUCAAAGACUUUCAAAUUUAUAAAUCUUGUUUUUUAUUUUCAUGUUUUCACUUUAAAAUAUUCAAGUUCUGUUAUUGUGAAUAACUUCUCUUUCAGAGAUAUGUGACCUUUAUUUGUUCGUACAUGCAGCUUAUUCAGCGUCAAACAUGUGAUCUGAUGUUUCCAGCUGGACCGUCCAGAAACAUAAGGCUCUUUCCACCGAGAUUUAAAGGGUUAGUCCACUCAAAUCACAAAAACACAUUACUUAUGUUGCCUGCAGACAUCUGAAAUCAUACCACUAGGAUCAUGAAAGGAAAUCUUUGUCGUGAUUUGAGUGAACUGGCCAUUCAUCAUUAGCAUGCUACCUAAAGGUGGUUCUAACCCCUGAUCUCUGAGUCGGUGAACGCUGGUUUGUUGUCUGUUUGUUGUUUUACAGAUUUGUCAACUGAAAUCUGACAGAGGUCCUCAUACGAGGCCCGACACCGAGUGGCAAUGAGAUGUGUUUUGACACUGUAAUGUAGUAGAUCAAUUACAUCAAGAGACUUAGAGUAAAUAUAUAGAUUUACAGGUUUCAGUGUACGUUUACACCCUUCAUUCACUCCACUCAGCCAAAUCAGGGUUUUAAAGGGACACUUCACCCAAAAGUCAAAUUCAUACAUUCAGUGAGUAAAACUUUGCAUAACUUGCCUGUCUGGGCGUUUGCCAAGGCUUAGAGUUGGCGUGGCUGUUUUGACUGACAGACGUGCCAACAUGUGCUGCUGUCUGCGAGGCUAAUUAGAGUCGCUGAACUGGACCUCGAGACUAUAUUUGUGCUUUUAGAGCGUUUUUAAAGCAAUUAUCUGAUAAUAAUCUACUGAGUGGUCUCGGCUGUCCAACAAAAGUUUGUGCUUCAGUUUCUGUUUGUAAAACUUGCAUUUUAUUUGCCUUUUACUCAUAUGUGCAUCGUUGAGUUGGAGCCACACUGUUUAUGGAUGCAGCGUCUCUUCUUCACACUACGCAGAGCAGAAGAGGAGGGGCAGGAUGUUAGAUAGAAGAACGGCACAGAGAAUCUCGUUAAUUUCCCCACCCAAAAAAAUCCCGUACAGACUAGACGCUGCCUCUGAAAAGCUCCUGUAUUCAAACCCGUACAAAGAGUAACACAUGAAACUCACCCGGUGUUUGCCUGGGGUAAUGAUACUGUAGCUAGCUGCAUGCUUGCUUUGCUUGGUACACUAAGUUCAUUUGGGGUGAAUUGUUCCUUUAAACAAAUGUUUACAUAUUACAGUGGAAGUGUGUAAUCAUGACACAAUGUCAGAAAGUUUUAUUGUGUAAUUUUAAUAUACUUUCACAUUUUUUGUGACACAUCCUCGUGACUUUGAUGGUUUUGUCUCACUUGGGCUUUGUCUGUAUUGCUGUGGCUGAAACCGGCCUCUGCCUACUGUGGUCAGUUUCAGUGUACUGCCACUGGCAAGCUUUUCACUAUGAUUUUAAAGCAUUUCACAGCACCUUUAAGUUACUACUGUGAAUAUCAGAAACCUCUUACUUCACAGGAUUACACAGGACCAACGCAUGUCACUGACAAUAUCAGUAAACCAAACUGUCUGAUUUUAAUUUUCUUUAAGGAACAAUUGGUACCAGAAAAAAAUGAAUUUAAUUUAAUUCUAAAACAUCUGCUCUGCUCCCCCUGACACCAAUCUAAUGAUCUUUCCAGUGCAGUGAAAGCUUGCACUGUUUGAGCUUACACCAGCUCCCACCUGAUUAUGGUUUCUUCCACUAAUGUGAAACUUCAGAUUUUUAUUCAUCUUUUUUGGAAACGCAGCAGAGGAAGUAAAACGUGUUACAGCGGCCUGUUUUGAAGUCGGAUGCUGGUUACUUGAGAGAGAGAGAGACACCUAACCUCGAAAUAUUUCUGUGUAUUUGCUCAAAAACGAACAAACCACGACUGCGGCUGAUCUGCAACAGUGUGCAUCAGUGUGAGCGAGGGGCAGAGCGUUCCCGAGAAACAUUUUAAAUGCACGUUGGAUUUCUCCACCCUGGGUAAAUAAAGGUGAAGUCAAAUGAACCUUUGUCCUUCUAUGUUUACUGGAAACAACGGUGAGGGUAUGUAUGUUCUCAUAAAAUUUUUUUGUUGUUGUUGUUGUUGUUGUUGUUACAGAGGGGGUUUUUUUUGUUGUUCUUUAGGGCAAGUAAGCCACCCGUGUUCAUCAGGAAAACUCUUCAUUUGAAAUGCAGGCUAUUAAAAUGAUUCAAAUUUGA
Molecule: messenger RNA, 4997 nt
Organism: Oreochromis aureus
Lineage: Eukaryota; Metazoa; Chordata; Actinopteri; Cichliformes; Cichlidae
Product: arylsulfatase I-like
Exons: 11
Coding region: 470-2764 (764 amino acids)
Source: RefSeq, a predicted model, not a curated record